AUAGAUCGGCUGCGGAGAGUUGUCCCCAAAGCUGCCAUGAGCAAGCGGAACCAGGUGUCGUACGUUCGGCCAGCCGAGCCGGCCUUCCUGGCCCGCUUCAAGGAAAGAGUCGGCUACAGGGAAGGGCCCACCGUAGAAACCAAGCGAAUCCCACUUCAGCCCCCAAGUGAAGAUGGUGAUCACAGUGACAAAGAAGAUGAACAGCCUCAGGUGGUGGUCUUAAAAAAGGGAGACCUGUCAGCUGAAGAAGUCAUGAAAAUUAAAGCGGAAAUAAAGGCUGCUAAAGCAGAUGAAGAACCAGCCUCAGCUGAUGGACGAAUCAUGUAUCGAAAGCCAGUAAAGCGUUCUUCAAAUGAACAAAACUCAGGCUUAACAGCAAGCUCAAAAAAGAAGAAGACAAAUGAAGAUGAAAUAAACAAACAGGACUCAAUUAAGAAGAAUUCACAAAAGCAAAUCAAAAACAGUAGUCUCCUUUCUUUUGACAAUGAAGAUGAAAAUGAGUAAGUGUAAACAUUUUGGACUUAGUCUUCUUUAAGUGUACAUUGGAUUUUUUUUUAUAAAAUAACACUUUUUUCUAUUAUAUAUUGGGUUGACAGAAAAGUCAUGUUAUAUUUUUUCUAUGUUUUUCAAGCAAAAUAUGUCAUGACUUCCAACAAUCCAAUAGUUACUACAGGGUCAUUAUAGAAAAAUUUCUAAAAUACAUGAAAAACUUAUUAAGAUAAAAACUGUGUCCUUCCAUCAAUGUCCCUUUGAAAUGCCAACCUGUAAAUGUUAUUUACUAUUGUUAUUUCUCAUGUAGGAUGUAUAUCUAUGUAAAUUACAUGUUUUUAACAAAAUUGAGAUUGUAUUGUUUUUGAGAUUGUUACGUGCUUCUCGCUUGACAUUAUAUUGUGUUUUUCCAGGACAGAAAAAUUGAAAAUCUGGAUAUAAGUAUCUACUAAGAAUUUCAUAAAAAAAGAGAUCCCGUUGUAUCUUCCUCAGUAGCAUAACCCCAUUUUAGAUAGGGAAGAUGAUCAUAUACCAAGUUAUUAAUACCUCCCCAGCUCCUUCUAAGGGAAGCCAUGUAACAGCUCUGGUAAAUAAGAGAGACAAGGGAGACAAGUGGAUCUUUUCCAAGUGAGGAUCUAAUACGUGAUCUUGACACAGGUCAAUAAUGUAUAACAUGGUGACUGUAGUUGAUAGCACUAUAAAAAGAAAGCUGCAAGUGCAAGUCUACCUAAUAAAGCCACUGGGUUUUUUAUAUAGAAAGACAAGAUUUAGCAAACAUGAACUUUUAUCCUCUCGUCUCGUCUAGAGUGCAGACUUGAUAACCCAGGAGGUCCAGGCCACUUUCAGAUAUAAGGAAGGCAGCCCCUUGCUCUAGGGGGUUCAGUGGAAAGACUCAGGAUCCUGGACCCUGUGACAUGCUUCUAGGAGCUACUGCGCCAGCCCUGGACUGCAGGCCUCAACUUCCUGGAAUACAAGAAAUAGCACCUUUCAUUUAAGUCUGUCAGGUUUGUGGUACAUGCAGCCCACGUGAUACAGUAGUCGGGUAGACAUGCUAUACAGAAAUCUCUGGGCAAGAUUCUGGUGAUUUCCUUAGAACCAGAAUUCCUAGAUCAAAGUAUUUUAAUAUUUGUUAAAACUUUCAUAUUUACUUUCAAAUUGCUUUUUAGGGUGUUUUACCAUUUUGUUAGUUUACCAUCUAUAAGAGGCACUACACUUUAUCUGAGAUUAGAGUGCACCAGCCUUUACAUGUGUUGUCAAAGUAUGUGUUGAAAACUGUUUAAUAGUUAAAUUUAAUUGGCGUUUUCUUUGAUCCACCAUGGAGGCUAAACAUUUCAAGUGUUAACAUUUUAGGUUUCUGUUUUUAUUUUUUGUUUUCCCUUAGUAUUUUUCUUACUAAUGUACGAAUUAUGUAAUCUGUCAGAUUUUGUUAUUGUUUCCCCACCUCAGUAUCAGAUUAAGAAGUAUCUAUAUUUAUUUCAUUUGAAAUUAAUUUUGUCAUCCUUUACCACAAAUAACUGUCCCGGAAUCACAUCUGUUUCUCACUUGAAAUACCUCUGCAAGUUCUCUAAGUGUUGGAUCAAGAAAAGGAGAAAAACGCUGUAAAUUCUGAGCCUUUCUAGGUAAUCCAUCAAGCCCCUGUUUAAUCCUAACAAUUUUCCUCAUUUCUUCAAGUCAGCCAAAACUGGAGACUUGUUAGAAUUCCACCCUUCACCAGCCACAUCAAUCUGAAUUUAUGAAUUUCAGAGCAUCGUACAUUAGUACAUCUCUUUCUCCUUUUUUAAAACCUACUGUCACAUAAUUUAUGUGAGUUGACUAGGGAUCCCUGAGAGGCUCUAGAAAGUAUAGACAGUCCUAAAGAUAUUCUGCAGUUGUUUGUUACAUAAGUCAAGUGAUUUUCUUAUCUAUUAUCACUAUGUCUUGUACCAACCCCACAUCAAGUCUUAAUAUGUCUUACUGUCUAGAGAGAGGGACUUUGUCUAUUCACUGCUGCAUCCUUAGUACCCAUAACAGUAACUAGCAGAUGAAAAGCAUAAAAAAUAUGAGAUGAAUGAGUGUUUUUCUGCUGUUUAAUAGACCAGUGAAUCUUAAAGUGUGAAUUUCACAUGAGCAGUAUUAGAUUCCUGCUAUCUUAAGAACAAGUUUUCAGGAAACUUACAGCAGUUUUAUUCAUAAUUGCCAAACUAAGAGUCAACCAAGAUGUUUUUCAGUAUGUGGAUAAACUGGUAUAUCCAGGUAAUGGACUGUUCAGCAUUUUAGAAAAUCUAGUUAGCAAACCAUGAAAAACAAGGGGAAACUUGAAUACACAUCAAUCAGUGAAAGAAGCCGGUCUAAAUGGAUCACAUAUGUGCAAUGCCAACUACAGGACAUUCUGAAAAAGAUAAAACUAUGGCAACAAUAAACAGAUCAGUGAUUGUUAGUAUUUGGGAGAAAUAACUAAUUAGUGGAGUGCAUAGUAUUCUCAGGAGUGAAACUAUUUUCUAUGAUACCACAUGGUCGGUUUUUGUCCAGACCCAUAGAAUGCACAACUUUAAGAGUUAACCCUAAAGUAAAUUAUGACUUUGGGUGAUAAUGAUGUGACACAUUGUAGGCUCAUUGGUUGUAGCAAAUAUACCACCCUAGUGCAGGAUGCUGUUGAGGGGAGACAACAUAAGUGGGUGCAAGAACUUAAGGAUACUGUAUACUCUGGACUUUCUCACUUGUGAGCCUGAAACUCUUCUAGAAAAUAAGAUCCAUUAGCAAAAUGGAGUAAGAUUUGUGUUUUCUUGUUUAUAAUCAUCUUUCUGAAACAAAAAGAACAAAUAACAUUGGUUGGGGGUGAGUGGGGUAACAGCUGGAAAGGCUUGUCCUUAUUUACCUUCUUGUACCAUAAAUAGUUUAAAUCUUGUACCAUAAAUAGUUUAAAUCAUGUCAUUAAAGGUUAAUGACAUUUUAAAAAUGAGAUAAAAAGAUUGUGCUCUCUAAAAAUCCAAAAGCAAUAAUUUAAAAUUAAAAAGCUUAAUAUAGACUAAAGACUUAAAAACAGUAAUAGCUGUCAAGAGCACAUACUAUGUGUUAGGCACUGCUCUAAGUGAACUAGUUGAUUUCUAAAGGGGGAGAUGCCAGUAACAUAAAUAUUAAAUCAGUAGAGUUAAUGAUACAGCUAUGCAACGUCUAU
This is a messenger RNA of Condylura cristata (star-nosed mole), 3643 nucleotides long. RefSeq names its product KIAA1143 ortholog. Bases 37 to 504 code for a protein of 155 amino acids. Lineage: Eukaryota; Metazoa; Chordata; Mammalia; Eulipotyphla; Talpidae. The transcript has 3 exons. The record is from RefSeq and is a predicted model, not a curated record.